Molecule: messenger RNA, 890 nt
Organism: Trichoderma asperellum CBS 433.97
Lineage: Eukaryota; Fungi; Ascomycota; Sordariomycetes; Hypocreales; Hypocreaceae
Source: RefSeq, a predicted model, not a curated record
GAAGCUUGGGUUUAGGGUGCCGUGGACCAGGCAAUAGCAAUAAACUUGAAGUAGAAGAUGUUUUGCACCUCGCAGACACAAUACAGAGAAGCUGCAGGUUGGCGGUGGGGGGUCGACCGCUGUUUUAUGUAAUGGCAGCUUUCUCUUUUCCCUUGUUUCUUGUCUCCAAGGUCUCCUCUGCGAAGAAAAGAGCACAACAGAGACUACCGUGCGGAUCGGGCUUUUGGGCAGACGGCCGGUGGGGGCGCGUCCGCAGACCGUUGGUGGAGGCUGGCGUACGCGAUCUACUUGUAAGUGUAUGGUAUCGAUGUGCCGUGCUGCGGAAACAUCAACGGGGGCAGCAAAUGAAAACUGGAUGGCAAUUUCAUGCAAAGACGGCGAAGGAAGAUGGCAGAAAUGGAGGUGUUGAUAAAAGACAGCGAAGAGAGGCUAGAACGAGAGCUACACCCAAGCUAUUGUUUGUGAAUAGCCGCGGGGUGGAUGGCGAAGUCGUCCCAGCCGGGGCCUUGUGACACAAGCCAGCCGCACCUUUGGUAACUGCACACAUGUAACUCCGUACCCGCGAUUAGAGUUUCACACCCAUACCUCCUGAACGGCGAAAGGCGGCAGACUCGAGGUGCUGGUUCCGGACGAGGCAACGAGCCUCUGGGAUGUGGAGGGCUGGGCUGGAUGCGGCGAGGCGGAGCUUGUGCCCGUCGGGCGCGGACGCGAAUACAAGGAGGGGAAAUACAUAGAAGAGAAUAGGAAGACGGAAAAAAAAAAAAAAAAACAAGAGGUGGGCCGGACGCCUACAAGGAGCUGUUGCCUGGUUCUCUGCGUGUUAUCGCAGCCAAUGCGAAAAGAUGGAGGCGGGAAAUAGAGUCGUAAUUGGCACCGAUGCAACGGAAAUG